ACUUGACAUGCGAUCUGUGAUGUCAAGUGUUUCUGAAACAAUAUAAGGAGAAUUGAUAAAACCAGAUAUAGUUCAGUCUCAAGCCUUACGCUUGCACAUCUCAAGUUGAUCGUGCAUCGUGCAGCCCAGUUUCUUUAUAAAUCGUGAUCGUACGUGCUACGAAACUGGGAACAGUGAACGUCCAAGACGAUCACGCAACAAAGAAGAGGGACAUGUUCUGAGGAGGAUUGCGACGAGGUUUCUGACACACCAGUGGUACAGUGAAUUUUUAUUUAUGGAGAACUACACAUCGGACUCGAGCGAUUCGGAUUCCAGUACCAAAACAUUGGAUUUAUCUUAUCUGAUGCUCGACACUCAACUACUAAACGAUCAUUUCAUCAAUACGAAAAAUCCAGAAAAUGUAGACACAUUGUUACUCCAUCAAAAUCGAUUGAACAACAUUCCACAGAUGAUAGUUAGGUUCACGAACUUGAACUCAUUGGACAUAUCAAAUUGCGGCCUUCAUCGACUCCCUGAUUUCCUUGGCGAUUGCCCUCUCACGUGUUUGGUGGCUAAGCACAAUAAUUUGACGAAUGAUUCGUUGCCUAAAAAUUUUCAAAAUUUGUCAAGACUCAGAGAGCUGAAUCUGAGCGGUAACAGAUUGACAAAUUUUCCACUGCAAAUUCUAGAUCUGACAGAGAUUAAGUAUCUGUAUUUGGGUGGCAAUCAAAUCACUGAGAUCAGCAAAGAUGUUUGGAAACUGCAAAGAUUGCACGUUUUAUCGAUGGGAGGGAACAGAUUGACGGAAGUGCCAUCCACCUUAGGCGAGUUAAUGUCUCUUCAAGCGUUGAUAUUAUGCGACAACAUGCUGGAAAGUUUACCUAGUUCCAUAGCAAAAUUGACCAAUUUGAAAUCAUUGUUACUUCACAAGAAUAGAUUGAGAACAUUGCCUACUGAAAUCAUCACGUUAAAAUGUUUGACAGAGUUAUCUUUGAGGGAUAAUCCACUAGUAGUAAGAUUCGUAUCGGAUAUGACACACAAUCCUCCAUCCCUAUUGGAACUGGCCGCUAGAGUGAUAAAGACCAAUGACAUCCGAUACGAUAGGGAGAGUAUACCAAGGAACCUGGUGGAGUAUCUAAACAGCGGUCACCGUUGCGUCAAUUCUAAGUGUAAAGGUGUAUUCUUCAAUAAUAGAGUGGAACACGUCAAAUUUGUCGAUUUCUGUGGAAAGUAUCGUCUACCUCUGCUACAAUAUCUUUGUAGCAGGAAAUGUAUAGAAUCACGAGAUGGAGACGAAGUGGUCAGUGGUGCGAUGAUAAGAAAAGUUCUUUUGGGCUGAUUACUAUUAGAUGAAAUUUUACAACUACAAGAUUUGUUAUCUUUCCGCUCAAAGGAGAUAGGAAAAUAUCGAUCGAUCAACGAUUGUCAAAUACAAUUUCAAGUAUCAGUUUCAAGAUUUUUGAAAGUUAAACGGAGGAGAUAAAGGAGGGAUUAUGAUUUGCAAUAUAAUUGCACAUUUGAAUAGAAAAUUCGAAACUCGAGACAUAUAUAUAUAUAUAU
Apis dorsata (giant honeybee) is the source of this 1539-nucleotide messenger RNA. RefSeq names its product leucine-rich repeat-containing protein 58. NCBI's taxonomy places the organism in Eukaryota, Metazoa, Arthropoda, Insecta, Hymenoptera, Apidae. Gene Ontology annotation, molecular function: protein binding. Bases 275 to 1318 code for a protein of 347 amino acids. The record is from RefSeq and is a predicted model, not a curated record. The transcript is spliced from 5 exons.